This is a messenger RNA of Linnemannia hyalina, 1707 nucleotides long. NCBI's taxonomy places the organism in Eukaryota, Fungi, Mortierellomycota, Mortierellomycetes, Mortierellales, Mortierellaceae. The record is from the annotation of a GenBank genome assembly.
AUGAACGUCAAUAGCUCAAACAGCAACCUCGACAAGAAGGAGAACCAGGACCCCUACAGCAGGGAUACCAAACAGACCAGAAACAAGACUAUACAGCAGGAGCCCAACGUCUUGGCGGAAAGCAACGACAACAGCGCCAUAAGAUCAACAACGAAGCGUCAGUUAAGCAAAGACAAAGAGAGCGAGGGUUCCGCGGGCAGAAAUGCAAAACGGACGAAGACGACGAAGCCCCAGCAGAAUGACGCACCUCGAUACUUCAACACCCGAUCUCAGUCUGCCACGACUAAACGCUUGUUGGACAAGGAUGACUUGGACGGGGUUGAAAGGGAGCAUAAGCGGAAUCGAACGAAUGAACAGGGACAAACGUCGGUCGACUCGCUCAACACCAGCGAUGCAUCCUAUCACGACCAAGAAUCUGUCCAAUCCUCCUCUCGCCCGGCCCGUGCGACCGCCCGUGCAACCCCCCGUGUAACCGCCCGUGUAACCGCCCGUGUAACCGCCCACAAGCUUACCGAGAACUCUAGGGCAUCAUCAUCUUCACGCCAAACUAAGCGGAACACACUUCCUUCUUUUCGACACGCGAGUUUGGACCCGUGGGGGCGACUUGACGCGCACAUCCCGCAAGUUGAGAUGUCCUUUGACAUUGCGCCACUUGACUCAGCUUUGAACGCGCAGUCAUCUCCAGUGAGCACGGCAACGCAUCAAAACUCAGUUAAUCCCGAGAACAGCGAAUGGUCCAAUCUUGACAACCUUUCUGAAUGGCUCGCCUUCGAAGAUGAAGAGGCAUCAGAGCCAUCAAAAGCCGUAUCGCUGACUGUUGAGGAGAAACAGAUUGUGGAGAAACGCAAUGCCGAGGCGGACGAUUUUGUAGCUAAGGAAAAGGAGAAGGACAUCUUGAGAGCAGAGCGCAUCAAGAUUGAGGAGAUGUCGCGUAUCCAGCAUCAGCAAGAGAAGGAAGAAGCGCGCCGUUUGAAGGAAGAAGCGCUCCGCUUGAAGGAGGAGGAGCGUGUGCGUGAAGAAGAAGCCAAGAAGCGUGAAUUGGAGAAGCAACGAGCUGAUCGUCGAAAGUGGUGGGCGGAGCAAGAGGCAAAGCUCCAGAACCCAAAGAGUUUUGACGAGGCACCUCUGUGCCACCAGCAACACCUUAUGGCCGAGUUCGAGCGGGAGAUGAAAGAGGAACGCAAGCUCCAAUAUCGUCUCUCCCAACAACAGCGGGCAGCGGCAGCCAUGACUGAGUUCAAGUUAAAGAUGGAAGGGGAACGCCGGAUCCGAUAUCUCCACAACCAACUACAACAGGCGGCGGCAGGGACAGCAGCGCUCCAGCAUCGCCAGGUCCGAUAUCUCGGCAACCAACAACAGCAGGUGGUGGCAGGGACAGCAGCGCUCCAGAAUCUCCAGGUCCGAUAUCUCGGCAACCAACAACAGCAAGCGGCAACAGGGACAGCAGUGCUCCAGCAUCUCCAGGUCCGAUAUCUCGGCAACCAACAACAGCAAGCGGCGACAGGGACAGCAGUGCUCCAGCAUCUCCAGGUCCGAUAUCUCGGCAACCAACAACAGCAGGCGGCGGCAGGGACAGCAGCGCCCCAGCAUCUCCAGGUCCGAUAUAUCCGCAACCAACAACAACAGGUGGCGCCGGGGACAGCAGCGCACCAGCGUCGCCAGUUUAUUCCUCAACGCUCUAAGCUGAACAUCCGCCAGGACGACUGA